CGAUCGCACACCGUUGUCUGACAUUGCGCUUAACCAUCGUUUUAUACACAACACGAGUCGACUGUAUUCUGUAGGUCCCAUACGAUUGUCGAUCGGUGUUCCAACUCAGUUUGUUUUCAUCCUAUAGAGAGAACGCGCGUUAUUGCCGUCAUCGCAAAGUCCAACACACGUGUCCGUAUUCCGUAACGCGAGCCAUGCGAUUUAUGUGAUAAAUUGAAUUUGACUUGACAGUAGUUGCUUGUUGAUUUGCCUUUUUUUGUUUUUUUUUUGGUUUGGAUUAGAUUCAAAUUCAGAAAUAACAAUGAGUCGAGGCACUAAAGCUUUGGAACUGUGGUGUCGUAAGAAGACAGAAGGAUACCCAGGUGUUAAAGUGGAGAACAUGACGACCUCUUGGAGGGACGGACUUGCGUUUUGUGCCAUAAUUCAUCACUUUAGGCCAGAUUUGAUUGAAUUUGACAAGCUUAACAAGGACGAGAUCUACAACAACAACGAACUAGCCUUCAGAGUGGCCGAGGAUUACUUAGGCAUUCCGGCUUUAUUGGAACCUGCUGAUAUGGUGCAAUAUGAAGUACCCGAUCGUCUAUCGAUCCUCACAUAUUUGUCGCAGUUUUAUCAGACCUUCGAAAACCAAAGAGGCAAAACUGGUGCUAGAACAGCCCCAAAGAGACCCCAGUCGACCGCCGAUCAUGGAAUAGUCUCACCUGCAUCCACCAGCCCUCCAACAAAGGUCCAUAUACCAAUAGGUAGACCGAGAAGGGAGCCUUGCGCCAAAUGCAACCUCCCAGUGUUCAUUGCCGAACGCCUUAAUGUAGGAAAACUUCUAUAUCAUCGUACCUGUUUCAAAUGUGCCCGAUGUAAUUCACAACUAACUUUAGCCAACUAUUACGAAACGGAGAACGGAGAAUUUGUCUGUGAAUUAUGCCCCGACGAAGAAAAACCUAUUACCAAUACCAAGAAACUCACCCCAGAAACUGUACUGACAAGAUCGCUGAGCGACGAAGAAAAAACGGCCAGUUUACGCACCUAUGAAACCUCCGCCAGUAAUAGAUUUGAAACUGCUCUGGAGGCAGGGUUUACUUACGCGGACAGUUCCGAGUUCUCCAUGGCAAGAUCUCAAUUCUUCCAAAGCCAAAUGGAAGAUUACCCCACCAAACCGCCACAAACCAGUAGUGAUAAUAGUAGUUUUCCUAGUGUAAAAAGUGACACUGAUAAGUUUAGUGAUAGUAGUGAGCAGACUCGAAAUCGCAUUGUUACCAAAGAUGAUACUUCUCCUAUCCCGAGGCCGGGUAGCGUCAGGGCUAGGAUGAAGUUAUUUGAAAAUAAUGAAGAUAAUAAGUCUGAUGUAAAUAGUAGUGCAAAAAAAGCCAAAGUCGUCGCCAUAGAUGACUUGGAAGAUUUUGACAACAUUAGCAGGCAAUCUGUUGAUGUAAGUAGCAGAAAAGACAUUUUUAUAGAAACAUCGUUUGUAGGCGAUAGUAGUAUUAAAGUGCACAGUGAAAAUAGCGUUAUAGAAAUAAGUGACGGUAGUGUUGAAGCCAUAAAUCAUUCCGUUAAGCAAAGUAACCUUGAUGAUAGUUGCAUUAUUAUAGAAGAUUCUUUAGAAUCCUCUAAUAAUAAAGAUUCCUUAAAUAAAGCCGAUGACAGUUUAUUUUCGGUUCCGGAUAGCGUUUCAUCUGAAGAUCCUGUUACGGCUAACAGAGAUUAUUGCACAACAUAUGAGGUCUUAUCACAAGAAGAUAAGCAAGAAUUCAGAUCCACUGAAAGUCUUUCAUCCGCUCCUAUUAACACAGAAAUUAGUGAAGCAUUGGUACCAGAACGAGAUAUCCAAGAAGAAAGUGUUUCUUCUCAAGAUUCAGGUCCUGUUACUAGAGGAUAUUAUACGGCAUUUGAGGUAUUAUCACCUCAAGAAGAUUCCCAGGAAUUUAAAUCUCCAGAAACCAUUUCAUCUAAAGAUCUUCUUAUUGUUGAUAAUAUAUUGCCUAAAGAAAUUCAAGCAGAGCAAUCCCCGGAAAGCAUUUCUUUCGAAAGUCCUACCCCUAUUGAAAAGGAUUCUUUUGCUGUUAGUGUAAGUUCGCUUGAGAAAGAAAAUGAUGAAAAUGUCGAUGAAUCUCAAAAAUUAUCUUCACCUAUUACUUGUCAAUCGAAUGAGCCCCAAGAAGAAAUUGAGGAAAAAUUAGAAAUUAACGAAAAUGUAGCUGACGAAGAUAUUAUUGAAAUACAAAAGAUAGAAACAAAAGAGGCUGAAGCCAUUUCCGAUAAACAGCCAAAGCCGCCAGAGCUAAUCAAAAAUCAAACGACUUCUUCCUUGUCUGAAGAGGUCUUACCGGACGUGAGGCCAAUACCAGCAGCGAGGCCUAAAAAGAAAAUGUCUUCUGGAAUUAAUGAGCCAGUAAUUCAAAAAACCCCGGAGAAGUUAACUUUGAAUCCGUUCGACGAUGACGAUGAUGAUGAUGAUGACAAUGCAGAGGACUCGAAGAAUCCAUUUGCGGAAGAUGCAAAUAAUGAAAUCCAAGAGAAGAGAAUCACCUCCAGCCAACCAGAUAACCAAAAGACCCCGCCAAGACCCAAAAAACGAAUCCCCGCUUUAAUAAGCACAUCCGAACUAUGUUGGGCGACCCCAGACCAUCUCCAAGGAGUACAACACGAGCGUCACAGCAUAAAUCCAUUUGAUGAUGAUGAUGAUAGUGAACCAGAAGUUACUUUUGAUGAGCCUAAAGAAGAGAUUCGAGAAAGGAAAAAAAUCGGAUUGAGAGAAGAAGACAAACAAAAAUUGGCCAGGGAAAGUUUUAAUCCAUUCGACGAUGAUGAAGAUGAGGAGGAAAUUGAGGCUUCUGUACGACCGGUGCCAGUUCCCACUCCUAGAACUACCAAAGCUAAUCGCCCAGAGCCAAAACCACGAGAUACCCUUUCAGUUACAAGUAGGGGUAGUCAUGGAGGUAGCAGCUCAUCAUUAUCCAGCAACAGCGCCUUUGGUAGUGCUAGAAAGAAAAAACCAGCGCCUCGACCACCAGUGCCAUUUAUCUACGAGCCGCCUGGUAGCUCCAUUGGCAGCGCCAGUUCUAGUGUGGCACACUCACCCAAUUUAUCCGGAACCAUUCGCAGUCAUCGUAAAUCGAAACGGGCACCUCUUCCACCAAAUAUGACAGCCUUUUCCACGCCAUCUCACCAAGUCAUCACGGAACUAAAGGAACGACUUGAUGUACUGCCGACACCUCUCGGGAUUUCGCCUAUCAAUGCGGAAAGUACCGAAGAAUCUCGUAAAGAGAAGAACGUGAAAGAUGAGGAAAAUAGAAACCGCCAAAGUCUCUUUGGUACAGACCAAGACUGUAAAUUGAACGAUAAAAGUACGAUAGGAAGAUGGAAGCGGCGAAAGGGACAAGCGCCGCCACGGCCAAUUCCGGAGAGGAGAAUCGUUAAGAGUCUUCCCGUGUCGGAAAUCAAAAGGGAGCUGGAUUUAAUUGAAAUUCAGCAGCAGGGAUUGGAAAAACAGGGAGUGAGGUUGGAGGAGAUUAUUAGGGAGAAGUGCGAGGGAACGGAUCGGGAAGGAGUAAAAAAUGAAGAUGAAGUACCCAUCGAAGUAGAGGACCUAAUUUUACAACUUUUCGAAUUAGUCAACGAAAAAAAUGAGCUGUUUAGAAGACAGGCGGAACUCAUGUAUUUACGUCGGCAACAAAGACUGGAAGAAGAAUACGCUGACGUCGAAUACCAAAUCCGAUGCCUUUUACUUCAACCAGAAUCCAACAAAAGCGAUUCCGAUAAAGUUCGAGAAGAAAUGCUUAUUAACAGACUUGUGGAUAUCGUGGAACGUCGAAACGAAAUAAUCGAAUGUCUAGAAAUGGACAGGAAACGCGAAGCGGAAGAAGACAGCAGCAUCAGCAGUCAAUUGAACCUCUACUGCGCCAAGAGGGAGAGCGAUAAAGACUCGCCAAAAGAAGAGAAAAAAGAGAAGAAAAAAAAGCACAAAAAGCUUAAUAAAAUCAUCCACACAUUAAAGCCGAAGAAGGAAAAGGACCAUAAGGUUGAUGUGGAUAAGGACGUGGAUGAAAGCGAAGUGCCUGUAGAGAAGGAGAAAAAGAAGAAGUUCCAUUUGUUUAAAUAGGCCUUGCUAAAAUGCACAAUAGCUAAUGUUAAUUAAUUGCCUUACUAAGCUGUUCUUACCACAUAUCAAUAAGCGACAAUAUUUUUAGUAGUUUUGUAAGAGGGCGUUCGUUAAAGGUUCUUUUUAAAUUAUUGUUUAUGUUAUGUUCACUUAACGUGUUCGUUGUUUUGUAACCAUAAGUUAAAUAUUGCAAGCAAACAACGAAUAUAGAUCAUAUCACUGUGCGCUAAACAUUUGUUUUAACUUAUUUACUAAUCAAGACGAUAAUCCGAUUCCACCAAGCAAAUUUUAAAGUCUUUAAAAAUUUGCCUGGUCGAGUCACUCAUAAGAGAUUUUUGCACAUUCGUAUUUAAUUUGGGUUACUUUAACGAUUUUGCAAAUGUUCACAAAAGUGUUAUUAUUGCAUAUAUUAUAUUUUUUUACUAUUUAGUUAUUUUGUGAUUUAGUUCUGUUACUGAUUAAAAUCAUUUUUAUAUA
Anthonomus grandis grandis is the source of this 4576-nucleotide messenger RNA. Its product is annotated as MICAL-like protein 1. The record is from RefSeq and is a predicted model, not a curated record. The transcript has 11 exons. Gene Ontology annotation, molecular function: protein binding. NCBI's taxonomy places the organism in Eukaryota, Metazoa, Arthropoda, Insecta, Coleoptera, Curculionidae. Bases 302 to 4099 code for a protein of 1265 amino acids.